GUCCAGUGUGGCGGGCACCCCUCAGAGGCAGUGCUUCCCGGCAGCCCUGCGUCCUCCCCGGGUCCCUGUGGCUUCGCCGGCGGGAUCCACUGUCUGCGUUCCUGGGAUUUUCUUACAUGGCUGUUUUCCUCAAAAUGAGUAUUGGUAUCACCUUCAUAAGACCUUUUGCCAAAGUUUUGGUGCCAUUUACCCUUACUAAGAAGAGAAGGGUUUUAUAUUCCAUGAUUCUGCAGAGAUACAUGUCUUCCAAAAUACCAGCUGUGACCUCUCCUAAAAAGGAAAGUACAUCACCUGAACAGCUGGAAUUGGAUGGGUGGAAAAUUACAAUGAAAUCUAGUGUGCAAGAAGGUGUUCCAACAGUCUCAAGUACCAAGGAUGAAGAUCCUGUAGCUGCAACUAGGGAGUUAAUUGAGAUGUGGAGGUUGCUUGGCAGAGAAGUACCAGAACACAUCAGUGAAGAAGAGCUCAAAACCAUUAUGGAAUGUGCUUCUAAAUCAUCGAAAAAAAAAUAUUUAAAAUAUUUAUAUGUAAAGGAAAAAAUGAAGAAAGCUAGGCAAAUAAAAAAGGAAAUGAAAGCAGCAGCAAGGGAAAAAGCAAAAAAAGACCAGCUGCUAGAAACCUCUAAGGAAGAUAAACAGCAAGACUUUCUAUUUCUACGACUUUGGGAUCGGAAUAUGGACAUAGCAAUGGGCUGGAAGGGUGCCCAGGCCAUGCAGUUUGGACAGCCUUUGGUUUUUGACAUGGCUUAUGAUAAUUAUAUGAAACCAAGAGAACUGCAGAGUGCUGUUUCCCAACUUUUAGAAAGUGAAGGAUGGAACAGAAGAAAUGUUGAUCCUUUCCAUAUUCAUUUCUGCAAUCUUAAAAUAGAUAGCCCUUUUCAUAGAGAGUUAGUUAAACGUUAUGGAGAAAAAUGGGACAAAUUGCUUUUAACAGCAACAGAAAAAUCUCACAUAGAUUUAUUUCCAAAAGACAGUAUUAUAUAUUUAACUGCCGAUUCUCCCAAUGUUAUGACUACUUUCAAGCAUGACAAAAUUUAUAUAGUGGGAUCUUUUGUUGAUAAGAAUAUGCAGCCAGGCACAUCCCUAGCCAAGGCAAAACGGCUGAAUCUGGCAACAGAAUGCCUUCCAUUAGAUAAAUACUUACAGUGGGACAUUGGUACAAAAAAUCUCACCUUAGAUCAAAUGAUGCGUAUUUUGUUAUGUCUGAAAAACACUGGUAGUUGGGAAGAGGCUCUGAAGUUUGUUCCUAACAGAAAACAUUCUGGUUAUCUGGAGGUUUCUCAGCAUUCUCGAGAGUCUGUCAACAGAAUGAAGAAGUCAAAGACAAUUAAUUCAUUUCCAAAAGGCUCUGUUUAUGCGCCCAGAAAACGUGACUUGAAAGAGAAUAUUUGAUAGCUUGAAAAGAAAAUGGAUUGGAAAUAAAGUUCUGUUAGUCUCUUCCUGAAUGGAAUUCACUUGCUCUUCAAAGUUUUGUCUUUCUAAACAAGUAUCUUUCCCCAAUUAAUUAAAUAUCUGCAAAACUUCAGAAAUGUAUUUUGUUUACUAUAAAAAAAUCUUAGAAAGUAAAAAGUUGUCCAAGUUUGCUGAGCCCAGUAAAA
Miniopterus natalensis is the source of this 1597-nucleotide messenger RNA. RefSeq names its product tRNA methyltransferase 10C, mitochondrial RNase P subunit (gene TRMT10C). Gene Ontology annotation, molecular function: tRNA binding. The record is from RefSeq and is a predicted model, not a curated record. Gene Ontology annotation, cellular component: nucleus; nucleoplasm; mitochondrion. Gene Ontology annotation, biological process: mitochondrial tRNA 5'-end processing; positive regulation of mitochondrial translation. Lineage: Eukaryota; Metazoa; Chordata; Mammalia; Chiroptera; Miniopteridae.